Molecule: messenger RNA, 224 nt
Organism: Funneliformis caledonium
Lineage: Eukaryota; Fungi; Glomeromycota; Glomeromycetes; Glomerales; Glomeraceae
Source: the annotation of a GenBank genome assembly
AACUGUUAGAGCCUCCAGAACUAUCAGAACCUUCAGAACCACUAGAAUCUUCAGGACUUUCUACACCUUCUAGACCUUUGGAAUCCCUUGAAUGUUCUACAUCUAUGAUGUCUUUUCGUAGAAAAUCAGUUGAAUUACUUAGCAGGAAAUCAACUGAUUCAAUGAUGAAUGAUGACAAUUCUUUACUAUAUAACAUCCGCGAUGAUGAUCCAGAUUCUUUGCCA